GCGAGAGGCGGGAAGCUAAUAAAGCCUUAGCUCAGGAUGGCUGGAGAACCGGGACGACACACAGCACUGGAUGCCCACUCUUCAGAGGACCAGAUGGAGCUUCUAACUGUGAAGGUGGAGAAGGAGGAAUUCUCCGCCUUGGCUGCAGACUCGGGUACACCCUGUAGUCGCGUCCGGGGCCCGGAGUGCUCCCGCCAGCGUUUCCGUGCUUUCGGCUACCCCGAGACCGCAGGCCCCCGAGAGGCGCUGAGCCAGCUGCGGGAGCUCUGCAGACAGUGGCUGCGGCCCGACCUGCGCAGCAAGGAACAGAUCCUGGAGCUGCUGGUGCUGGAGCAGUUCCUGACCAUCCUGCCAGGGGACCUGCAGGGCUGGGUGCGGGAGCAGCAUCCAGAGAGCGGGGAGGAGGUGGUGCUGCUGCUGGAGUAUUUGGAGAGGCAGCUGGAUGAGCCCCUGCCGCAGGUCUUAACUGGUGACCUGAGGCAAGAACCACUCUGUUGUAAGGUGGCAUUGUUGACACCAGCUGGAAGGUCCCAAAGUAGUCAGUUGCAGCCAAUGAGGACUCUGUUCAAGCAUGAAUCUCUGGGAUUGCAGCCCUUAGAAGAAAGAGUUCCCCAGGUUCCUGGACUUGCUCAGAGAGGAAGUUACAGAGAAGAUGCCACAGGAGUAUCCAGGUCCACUCUACAGGCCCAGGGAUUGCUGAAAAUGGAAGAUGUGGCCCUGAGCCUUUCCUCUGGAUGGAUGUGGCAGGAUUCAUCUCAGAUGAACCUCCUCAGAGAUGCGAGACAGGAGAACUGUGGCAGCCUGGUUUCCCAGGGUCAAGAAAUGCAGAUUAAGACCAGUGUUGAGACUGCAGUUAGAGAAUAUUCAGAACAGGAGCGUAGGCAGAUACCACGCUGCGAGGGGGAAGACAUUCCACAGGCUCCUCCAGAUGCAAAAGCUGGUGAGCAUGAGAGCAAGUUACAAAGAAAACAAAAAAGUGCCACAGAGAAUAGGCGGCACCAUUGCUGUGACUGUGGAAAGAGUUUUGCUCAGAGUUCAGGCCUGAGCAAGCACAGGAGAAUCCACACUGGCGAGAAACCCUAUGAGUGUGAAGACUGUGGGAAGACCUUCAUUGGGAGCUCUGCCCUUGUCAUUCAUCAGCGAGUUCACACUGGUGAGAAGCCAUAUGAGUGUGAAGAAUGUGGCAAGGUCUUCAGUCACAGCUCAAAUCUUAUCAAACACCAGAGAACCCACACUGGGGAGAAGCCCUAUGAGUGCGAUGACUGCGGGAAAACCUUCAGCCAGAGCUGCAGCCUCCUUGAGCAUCACAAAAUUCACACUGGGGAGAAGCCAUACCCAUGCACCAUGUGUGGCAAAGCCUUUAGGAGGAAUUCACAUCUCUUGAGACAUCAGAGGAUCCAUACUGGGGCUAGACAUGUUCGGGAGCCUGACUGGGAAGGUGAAGGUAGACUCGAAGGCCAGUGGGAAAAUACUGAAACUCCUGUGUCUUAUAAAUGUAGUGAAUGUGAAAGAAGUUUUACUCGGAAUAGAAGCCUUAUUGAACAUCUAAAAAUCCACACUGGUGAGAAACCCUACCAGUGUGACACAUGUGGAAAAGGCUUUACACGAACUUCUUACCUGGCUCAACAUCAGAGAAGCCAUGUAGGGAAAAAGCUUCUGUCACAGUGACCUGUCCCAUGUCUAUCAAACUUGGUGUCCAUUUGUCAUUGAAUUGAAGCUAUCAAGGAGCCUUUAUUGGACACAGAAGUUAUGGGGCUGGGGUCAUACCACUAUACACCUUCAGGUGUUAGACAAUAGACUCUGGCUGAGAUGGAGUAUGUUCUGUGUUCUAGAAGGUGACUGGAUCAAAUUAAAAGACCACAGAAGUGUUUUAUUCCUAUUCAUUUGACUUAACUGACCUCCCAGAAUAGCUACUUGUCCUCAACCAGCACUUGUUUUCUCCUGGAUGGGUGGCUCUUGAUUUGAGGGUUGCUGCUUUUAUAGUUUAAUUUGACCACAAUAAAUUCUUCAUGAGUUGGUCAGA
This is a messenger RNA of Dipodomys ordii (Ord's kangaroo rat), 2023 nucleotides long. Its product is annotated as zinc finger protein with KRAB and SCAN domains 4-like. Gene Ontology annotation, molecular function: RNA polymerase II cis-regulatory region sequence-specific DNA binding; DNA-binding transcription factor activity, RNA polymerase II-specific. NCBI's taxonomy places the organism in Eukaryota, Metazoa, Chordata, Mammalia, Rodentia, Heteromyidae. The record is from RefSeq and is a predicted model, not a curated record. The transcript is spliced from 5 exons. Gene Ontology annotation, biological process: regulation of transcription by RNA polymerase II. Bases 37 to 1668 code for a protein of 543 amino acids.